Paramormyrops kingsleyae is the source of this 1714-nucleotide messenger RNA. Its product is annotated as alpha-1,3-mannosyl-glycoprotein 4-beta-N-acetylglucosaminyltransferase C-like. The record is from RefSeq and is a predicted model, not a curated record. Gene Ontology annotation, molecular function: acetylglucosaminyltransferase activity. NCBI's taxonomy places the organism in Eukaryota, Metazoa, Chordata, Actinopteri, Osteoglossiformes, Mormyridae. Gene Ontology annotation, biological process: protein N-linked glycosylation.
GUUUCCGCAGAAACGUCUCUCACAUCCAAUUAAAACGGACGAGCUCAGCUGGAACGAACAGGACUACGGAGACGGUGGUGAGACCUUCCAGGUACUGCGGAGCUGCACAAAAGAAGGAACUUCAUUUGUGCGGUCUUUGCCUGGCAAUGCGGUGCUACCCAAGAAAAGCUCUGAGGAACACAGCCGUUCUCAUCUCCCUCGUCGCCCUGCUCUACGUAUCAGUCUACUCACCCAACACUGAGACAUCUGACUACGGAGAGGUGCAGAUAUGGGCCCGGGAGCUUGUCUCACAGCAGUUCCACUCUGAACGGAACCUGCAGAUUUUUCACCAUCUCCAGAAUGACACGGUGCCGUUCAACAUGUCCUACAAGUUCCUGGCCGGCUUUCCUGCAGUGUCCCAGAAAUAUCUUACUGUGGGCCUGUCCUCCGUCAAGAGGAAGCAAGGUUUUUACCUGUUGGACACCCUCCAUUCCAUCUUCACAGAGUCUUCUCAAGAGGAGCUAGAGGAGAUGGUGGUCGUGGUUCUUCUGGCAGACUUCGACACGGACUGGAACAAGCGAAUGCUCAAAGCGAUCUACAAGAGGUUUUAUGGGCCUGUCCUGAAAGGGCAGCUCCUGGUCACCCACUUGGAGCAGAAGCACUACCCACCUUUGGAGGGACUGAAGAGAAACUUCAACGACCCACCAGACCGCGUCUACUUUCGCUCUAAGCAAAACGUGGAUUACGCCUUCCUCCUCAGUGUCAGUGCCAAUCUAUCACGUUACUACAUCAUGCUGGAGGAUGACGUGGUCUGCGCGAGGAACUUCCUCACCUCCAUCAAGAAGUUCAUUCAGUCCCAUGGCGAUUCCCCAUGGGUCACCAUGGAGUUCUCCAAGCUGGGCUACAUUGGCAAGUUGUAUCACUCCAGCAGUCUGCCACAGUUGGCAUCCUUCCUGUAUCUGUUCUACCAGGAGAUGCCGUGUGAUUGGCUGCUGGGCCACUUCAGCAAACUUCUGGUUCAGGUCAAGCCCAUUCGCUUCAAACCAUCUCUCUUCCAGCAUGUGGGCUUGUACUCGUCCUUUAAGGGCACGCUGAACCGCUUGAAGGAUGAGGACUUUGAGCAGGAUCCCAAGACGGUCUCUGAUAAUCCUGCGGCUGAUAUCUUUACGGACAUUAUUCAUUUUAAGGAGUUCACAGCCGAGAAGGCGUAUGAUUUAGGGACCAGCUUCUUCUGGGGAAAGAAUCCCUCUGCAGGAAACCACUUCACCCUCGUCUUCCACAAUCCUGUAGCUCCGAAACGCAUCCUGAUCAGGACAGGGGCCCCGGACUCAAAGAAGGACAUUUUGGUUUCUGCGGAUGUGGAGGUAGGCCAUGAUCCAGUACGGACAGACAAAGUGUUGCAGUGUUCAAAAUACUUCAAACUUGGCUCCUUGGUUGAUGGGCAGUUUGAGAAAAAGGACAUCCAGGUGGAUAUUGAUUCUGCUUUGUCUUGCCUGAGAAUUUUCGUGAGUCAAAGCCAGGAGCAAUGGGUUAUUAUUCAUAGAAUACAAAUUUGGAUUUAGUUAUGGUUAAAAACAAAAAUGGUAUUCAGUCUGCUGGUAUAGAAUUAGAUUACCCUUUGAUAUAUAUUGUGUUAAGAAAAUGGUUUACUGGUUUAAGUACAUUUUUGAUGAUGUAUAUUUGUUGCAAAGUAAUUGUCAAAGUAAUAGAACUAUUAAAGAUUAAUAUUAUCUAA